GAGCGGCAGGAAAACACCUGUCUUACGUACAGCUCACAUACUACAACGACACGCUGCCGAAAGUGAGUUCACUAACUCUGGAGAGCUCUUGAAGAAUUGCCGAACAUUCACCGUGUUUUCGCUUAAAGGAGGACAUUAACAAUCCGAGUGAUUCUGUGUACAUUCUAAUAUUUCCAUCUUAUUUUGACACUUUUCUCACCUGUCCGUCCAAAUGUCUGUUGCUGCAACUGCAAUAGCUUCACCCGAAGCUUACAAGAAUGCCAAGCUUAUGACGAUACCUGAUGUCGACAUAGACAAGAGUGGAAAAUUCAAAUAUGUGUUGAUCAAGGUGCACGACCCCUCUGGGGAUCGGGUAUUUAAGCACAUAGUGAGAGGGUACGCCAGAUGCGACUACCACGCUGAUGUUUACGAUGAAGUAUGUCCAGACAUCGAGGGUAAGGGUCUAGACUGUGAGUGUGUUGGAGGGGGUCGGAUAGAACACGACCCAGUUAAGAAGAAACUGCAGAUCUAUGGCUACUCUCAGGGAUUUGGUCAGGCUGACCAUGCUAUUACUGCAGCAAUACUGAGCAGAAAAUACAAAUAUGAAAAUAUCACAUUCUCCAAUGAAGGAUACUAGCAAAGGGCACAAUUAGGAUAAAAUGACAAUUUUAAUGGAAAUAUUAAGCAGAUUUGAUUUUUUUGUCAGCUGGUCUGAAAAAUUCCAUUGAAAUGGAGGGAUGAUCAAAUCACUAUUGUUUCCUACAUGAGAUGAAUUUGCUCUUCUCUCCUAAUUUUGUUUUCAAGAAGUAACUCUUGUGUACUAUACAUUUUUAGGCUAUGUUUCUGUUGAUUUGAUAGUAUUUAAUGUGUGAAACUUUGAAUCUAGAUAUUUUGUUUAAUGUUUUUCCAUAUAUUUGUUGUAUGUUGACUUUCACAUCAUUUUGCUGUAUGCUUUGUUAUUUUAAUUUGUGAGAUUUUUAUGUCACAUACUGACCCCGAUAUAGUAAAACUUGCAGUAAAAAUUGUUAAAUUUUGAUUUGUUAAAAAUGAUACCAUUAUCAUUUUAUUUUUUAUUAUUUAUUAAUGGAAAACUGUUUGGAAUUGGUUCUUUUUCUGCAUUACUCCUCUAAUAUUGUGUAUAAUAAGUACCAUCCAGGAACUUUAUGAUAAUUAAGUUUACCAUUCAAAUACUCGUUAACUUUGUGUGUGAUUUUGUGAGCUGCUUGUUUUGCAGGUAAAUCCUCAUUCUAAGUUCUGUUUUAAUGUGUUUAGUUGAUGUUUAAGUUUUGGUUUUUGUUCUGCCACUGUUUUUCAUGUAUUAUGUUUUUUCCAGUCAUAGUGAUCUAAUUUGCAUCAAUCCUUGUGGACUUUAGGUCCACUUCUUGGUUUUUUGCCAUUGAUGCUUAGAAACAAAAUGUCAGGAUCUAUUUCAUCAAUCGUUCACAGGGUUCAAAACAAGCAAGGUUAAUUUUUUUUCUUUGAAAUCUCAUAUCGGCUUUCUGUCACUGACCAUACCUCACCCUAAUUAAAUUGUAUAAAAUGGAUUUCAGCAUCCAUCAUUUACGACGGAACCUCAUUCAUACUUUGCACCCUGUUCACUUCUGAAUUGAUUAAAGCCGUCAAAAGGUACUUGCCGAUUAUUGAAUUAUAUUGGAACGAUUAAGGUACCACACAGUGAAGAGAGGCAAUCAUAGUUCAUCUAGAUCAUCCCAUUGUUUGACAUUAUUCAUUCUUUGAUUGUCGGUUGCAUGUUUUUAAGUCAUGUUGUAUUCACCAUCUUGUAUGAGAUAUUUGUUUCAAAUCAGCAUAAAAAAUUCAGUUCAAGGUGGAACAAAUAUGUGUGGGUUUUUUUUUCUCUGUAAUCACAUUAUUUAUCAAUUGUAAUCCAUAUUAUUGAAAAUAAAUCAUAGAAUACAAGAGUACUAUUCUAAGAAUAUAAUUUUUUGGCUUUACUAAAGACAUUAGAAAGAUGUUGAUGCUUUUGUAAAUUUAGCUGCUGUGAUUCAAAAAUAAAGAGGGAAAUUCCUAUUAAA
Molecule: messenger RNA, 2012 nt
Organism: Magallana angulata
Lineage: Eukaryota; Metazoa; Mollusca; Bivalvia; Ostreida; Ostreidae
Product: 14 kDa phosphohistidine phosphatase-like
Exons: 3
Coding region: 212-616 (134 amino acids)
Biological process (GO): peptidyl-histidine dephosphorylation
Cellular component (GO): cytosol
Molecular function (GO): protein histidine phosphatase activity
Source: RefSeq, a predicted model, not a curated record